Messenger RNA from Meriones unguiculatus (Mongolian gerbil), 1958 nucleotides. RefSeq names its product 3-oxoacyl-ACP synthase, mitochondrial (gene Oxsm). The record is from RefSeq and is a predicted model, not a curated record. Gene Ontology annotation, biological process: fatty acid biosynthetic process. Gene Ontology annotation, molecular function: 3-oxoacyl-[acyl-carrier-protein] synthase activity. Lineage: Eukaryota; Metazoa; Chordata; Mammalia; Rodentia; Muridae. The transcript is spliced from 2 exons. Bases 556 to 1935 code for a protein of 459 amino acids.
UGCAGUCGGCUUUGGCGGCCGAGUGCACCCGGGUUUUAGCGUGGAGGUGGAGGGCGUGGCGUGGAGGUGGAGGCCUGAGAGCGCCUAACGCUGACCUGGGGAAGUAACCUUGGCCUUCUUGCCGCGGCUGCGCUGGGCUGUGGCGGGGCCGCCGGAAAGGCUUCCUGCCUUACACGGAAGCAGAUAGAGCGAACUUCACAGAAUGAGACCUGUGCAUUUGCCUUAGAAAUGCCACGUAGACUCUCUGUCCGCACCGUACAGUAAUCCUCGGUCAGCCCGAAGGAGGUCUCCUGCAGGGUGGGUUGGCUUCGAGGCUUUCAUUGUCCAAGUCUCUUAAAACCUACUGAGCUACUGAGCUACUUAGCAGUGGACUAUCCGAGGGUCCCCAUAGCUUAAAAAUCAAAGUCCAAGCGAGGGUUGCAUUUCUUUGUGGCCUUUAGCAUAUGACCCAAGCACACCUGGGGUAUUUAUUAGACCCUUCCGUUGUUUACAGGACACUUGCUGUCUCUUGUGGUCUGUUUCAGGAAUGUGUUUCUGGUGCUCUAAAUUUCAGCCAUGUUGUCAAACUGCUUGCAAGAGUUUCUAAAAGGCACACGCUCCCAUCCAUUUCCAGCGUCAUGCUGUUGGUUAAUAUGCAAACGCAAGUUUUCUGGAACUAUGCCAGCAGCCAUGUUGCGCAGGCGAGUUGUCAUCACGGGCAUUGGACUGGUGACGCCACUUGGAGUUGGGACUCAAGUAGUUUGGGAUAGGCUUCUCCGAGGAGAAAGUGGAAUUGUUUCUGUAGUUGGUAAUGAGUACAAGAGUAUUCCUUGCAGUGUAGCUGCGUAUGUGCCAAGAGGUUCUGAUAACGGUCAGUUUAAUGAACAAAACUUCGUGUCCAAAUCAGACGCCAAGUCCAUGUCGUCUCCCACCAUCAUGGCCAUCGGAGCGGCAGAGUUAGCCCUGAAAGACUCCGGCUGGCAUCCGAAGUUAGAAGCAGAUCAGGUGGCUACUGGCGUUGCCAUUGGCAUGGGCAUGGUUCCUCUUGAAGUUAUUUCUGAAACUGCUUUGAUGUUUCAGACCAAAGGCUAUAAUAAAGUCAGCCCAUUCUUUGUCCCUAAGAUUCUGGUUAAUAUGGCUGCAGGGCAGGUCAGCAUUCGUUAUAAACUCAAGGGCCCUAAUCACACAGUGUCCACAGCCUGCACAACAGGUGCACAUGCUGUGGGAGACUCCUUCAGAUUUAUAGCCCAUGGUGAUGCAGAUGUGAUGGUAGCUGGAGGCACAGAUUCUUGCAUUAGUCCAUUAUCUCUUGCUGGGUUUUCCAGAGCCCGGGCUCUGAGCACAAACCCAGAUCCUAAACUGGCUUGCCGCCCAUUUCAUCCAAAGAGAGAUGGUUUUGUCAUGGGUGAAGGUGCCGCUGUGCUGGUGUUGGAAGAGCAUGAGCAUGCUGUUCAGAGAGGAGCCCGGAUCUACGCAGAAGUUUUGGGUUAUGGACUCUCAGGUGAUGCUGAUCACAUAACUGCCCCUAAUCCUGAAGGAGAAGGUGCCUUAAGAUGUAUGGCUGCUGCUAUAAAAGACGCAGGUGUAUUACCUGAACAGAUAUCUUAUGUUAAUGCACACGCCACCUCCACGCCUCUGGGUGAUGCCGCUGAGAACAGAGCCAUCAAGAGGCUCUUCAAAGACCAUGCCUGUGCCCUUGCUGUAUCCUCCACAAAGGGAGCCACUGGGCACCUGCUGGGGGCAGCAGGGGCAGUUGAGGCAGCUUUUACCGCACUGGCUUGCUACCAUCAAAAACUACCACCAACUUUAAACCUGGACUGUACAGAGCCAGAAUUUGAUCUCAAUUACGUCCCACUGGAAGCACAGGAAUGGAAAACUGAGGGUCGAUGUAUUGGACUCACCAAUUCCUUUGGGUUUGGUGGUACUAAUGCAACACUUUGUAUUGCUGGCAUAUAAACACUGGCUUUUAAUUGUCAUAA